AUGGUGCAGAGCAGGGCUGCCGUUUCCCACCCUUCAGACUUGGAGGAGGUAUUCAGGGUCAUCCGACAGAACAGAUUAAUGUUAAACCCGAAGAAGUGCACCUUUGGUGUCAGGACUGGGAAAUUCCUGGGCUACCGAGUGACUCCGCAGGGCAUUGAGGUAAACAAGGACAAAGUACAUGCUAUCAUAAACAUGACACCACCUAGAAAUGUUAAAGAGAGCAGGGCUGCCGUUUCCCACCCUUCAGACUUGGAGGAGGUAUUCAGGGUCAUCCGACAGAACAGAUUAAUGUUAAACCCGAAGAAGUGCACCUUUGGUGUCAGGACUGGGAAAUUCCUGGGCUACCGAGUGACUCCGCAGGGCAUUGAGGUAAACAAGGACAAAGUACAUGCUAUCAUAAACAUGACACCACCUAGAAAUGUUAAAGAGGGGGCAGAGCUGAACUAUUCUGAGUUGGAAAGAGCAGUGCUGAUAGUGUUGGUCACAACCCGAAGGCUAAGACCGCUGCGAUUAAAGCGCAAUCUCUGGCAGACUUCAUACAAAACUACCAGGGUUGAGAAACAGAUCCCCUGGAGGGCAUUCGUGGAUGGUUCUGUCACGAAGGACAGGUGCGGGGUGGGCAUCUAUAUCCAGUCCCCCGCUAAUGACGAUUUACAAUUUGUAAUUAAAUAUGAGCAGCGUCUGUCCAACAAUGAAGCCGAGUAUGAAGAUGUUGUCAGGGCCUUGUCCAUUUUAUCAGAAUUAGGGGCUGAAUCUGACUGUAUUGUUGAACAAAUACCCCGCGAACAGAAUAACAGAGCUGACUUAUUAGCAAGGAUGGCCAAUGUUGUAAAGCAUAGCUGGACCGAUUCAGUGACUUUACUCUUUGAGCCUAGCACAGAAAACAAGCAGGGCAUUUUUAGCUUGGAACUAUACAAGCGGUCCUUCACCCACCCACUACUAGAGUGCCUAUCUCCCGAGGAAGCACAUUUUGUUCUCAGGAAAGUUCACCAGGGCUACUGCGGGAAUGAUGCCAGAUAUAAAGAUUUGAUGCGAAAAAUUGUCAGAGCUGGGUUUUAUUGGCCUACACUGGCAGAAGAUGCCAAGCAAUUUGUCAAGAAAUGUGAAAUUUUCCAGAAGUAUGCUCUGUGUAUCAAUAUCCCCAGAGAAACUAUGGGUGCCAUGUAUGCCACUUGCCCCUUUGAUAAGUGGGGGAUUGACAUUGUAGGGAAGCUUCCUACUGCUCCUGGGGGCAGAUGUUUCUUGAUAGUAGCUGUAGAUUACUUUUCUAAAUGGGUGGAAGCAGAGGCAGUGACAAAGAUAGAUGAAUGCACCAUUGAGAGGUUCUUGUGGCGCAAUAUUUGA
Salvia miltiorrhiza (redroot sage) is the source of this 1344-nucleotide messenger RNA. RefSeq lists its product as uncharacterized. NCBI's taxonomy places the organism in Eukaryota, Viridiplantae, Streptophyta, Magnoliopsida, Lamiales, Lamiaceae. Gene Ontology annotation, biological process: DNA integration. The transcript is spliced from 6 exons. The record is from RefSeq and is a predicted model, not a curated record. The coding region runs from base 1 to 1344 and encodes 447 amino acids. Gene Ontology annotation, molecular function: nucleic acid binding.